This is a messenger RNA of Bufo bufo (common toad), 1679 nucleotides long. RefSeq names its product C-X-C motif chemokine receptor 5 (gene CXCR5). Gene Ontology annotation, molecular function: G protein-coupled receptor activity. The transcript is spliced from 2 exons. The record is from RefSeq and is a predicted model, not a curated record. The coding region runs from base 114 to 1217 and encodes 367 amino acids. Gene Ontology annotation, cellular component: membrane. NCBI's taxonomy places the organism in Eukaryota, Metazoa, Chordata, Amphibia, Anura, Bufonidae. Gene Ontology annotation, biological process: G protein-coupled receptor signaling pathway; immune response.
GCCAGUCCUGUACUAUCACAUAUUCUUCCUCGGUUCAGCGAGUAGUUUUUCUGUUUCUGCCUUUUUUAUCGCUCACCUCUGCUCAGUAUCUUUGUUGAGCUUCUCUAUUGACCAUGACUACAGGAGGUGAAAUCUCAGAGUUUUAUUAUGUAUUACCUAAUGACUCUUACCCUACAAUUAAUUAUAGCACAGACUAUGAUGGUUAUACCUGUGACUACUUUGGUGACUACUUACAAGAACAUGAGAAACACCAGGAAGUCUAUCGUGUUUUAAUCCCGAUACUCUACAGCCUGGUUUUUGUGGUUGGAGCAUUUGGCAACGGCCUAGUCCUCUACAUUCUAAGGAGGAGCCAUCGCUCACGAUCCAGCACUGACAAUUUCCUUUUGCACUUGGCAAUUGCCGAUUUGCUGAUGCUCUUUACUUUCCCCUUUGCUAUUACAGAGGCUAUGGUUGGGUGGAAAUUUGGAGAUUUCCUCUGCAAGGUUCUGGGAGCCAUCAGCCGUUUAAAUUACUACUGCAGUUGUCUUCUCCUAGGGUGUAUUAGUAUUGAUCGCUACCUAUCUAUAAUCUACGCCAUUCAUACCUUCAAGAAACGAAGCAUCGAGGCAGUCCACUUCUCUUGCUUUAUUGUAUGGAUUGUGUGCUUUUUGCUUUCAUUGCCGAACAUGUUUAUCUUGGGAUCCCACCAACUGGGCAAUUACACUUGGUGCGGCUACAACCAAAGCCACUUUCCCAGCAAUUCUUGGUGGCAAGUCGGAAGAUUUAUGAAUCACGUUGUGGGGUUUUUAGUUCCAAUGAUCAUCAUGAUCAUAUGCUAUUCCCACAUAAUAGUAACUCUAUGUAGGUCCCCAAGGCGUGAGAAGAAAAAAGCAGUCAGAGUGGCUAUAGUGAUCACCGUCGUCUUCUUUCUGUGCUGGACUCCAUUCAACGUGGCAGUAUUUCUAGAUACUUUGGAUCAAUACAAAUGGAUAGAUAGUUGUGCACUAAAGAACAAUCUGUCCAUGGCAAUAAUAGUCACAGAGGUAUUCGGAUAUGUCCACUGUUGUUUGAACCCCUUGCUUUAUGCAUUUGUAGGGGCAAAGUUCAGAAAUGAUGCUCUGAAAGUUGUAAAACGCUUGGGAUGCUUCAAAUCAAAGUUGCUUGACCGUGUCACAACAGUCAGCAGGAAGAGCAGCACCACGGAAUCUGAAAGCCGGACAGUCUUCUCCACCAUCUGAAGGGUUACGUGAUACUCCUACUAUGAUCAUCAAGCAUUGCCUAACAUAGUAAAGAAAUGCAGUGUAUUCUGUGCGCUAAUGUAUAACAUAUGAAUGACAGACGAGUAACCGCUAUAAAACAUCUACACCAUUUACACUGCCUACAUCAAUGUUUCUCGACCUUUUUAAGGACCUUCUAGGGACAAGAAGUCCCAACUGAGUACCGUAACCCCAAGAAACUGAUUAGUUAUGGAUGUUAAUAAAAUAAGGCUGUCCUCACACCGCUAUCAGAGGUUCUGUUCGGAGACUCCAUCCACAGUUCCUUUGAAUUUGACGGGAAGAAUAGUGCAGCAGGCAACGUUAUUCUUCUAAUUGAAACAAUGGAUACUAUGGUGGGAUCCGUGAUGGACCACACUAUAAGUGAAUAGGGUCCAUCAGUGUCUGGUGAGUGACAGUUCUAGCAUUAAAGGGAUUUUCCCGAAU